This is a messenger RNA of Xiphias gladius (swordfish), 3900 nucleotides long. It is a transcript of the gene kcnh6b, whose product is annotated as potassium voltage-gated channel subfamily H member 6. Gene Ontology annotation, molecular function: inward rectifier potassium channel activity. The transcript is spliced from 12 exons. The record is from RefSeq and is a predicted model, not a curated record. Bases 1 to 2760 code for a protein of 919 amino acids. NCBI's taxonomy places the organism in Eukaryota, Metazoa, Chordata, Actinopteri, Istiophoriformes, Xiphiidae. Gene Ontology annotation, biological process: regulation of ventricular cardiac muscle cell membrane repolarization; regulation of heart rate by cardiac conduction; membrane repolarization during action potential. Gene Ontology annotation, cellular component: membrane.
AUGUUGCGCUGCAGCAUGCGAGCUGCAGGCCAGUCCUCUGCUCUGUGCCAGAGUGGAGGGUUCAAGCAUCGACGCCAGCAGAGCUCCAUGUCUGACUCAGACCUUAUGAAGAGUGGGGGACCAGGCAGCAGGGGUCCCGAUUGCCGCUCGCCUCCAACUCCCAGGAUGGAGCUGCUCAGCCCCUCCAAGGUGAAGGACCGCUCUCAGAACGUCACAGAGAAGGUCACGCAGGUACUUUCUUUGGAGUCCGAUGUACUGCCUGAAUACAAACUCCAGGUGCCAGUGACAGCAUGGUGGAUCUUGCUUCACUACAGCCCCUUUAAGGCGUUUUGGGAUUGGAUCAUUCUCCUCCUGGUCCUCUACACAGCUGUUUUCACUCCUUACUCAGCUGCCUUCCUCUUGGAUGAACAUGGGGAUUUACGUCAUAGGAGUUGUGGCUACACAUGUAACCCUCUGAAUGUGGCGGACCUUAUGGUGGACGUGCUGUUUAUUGUGGAUAUAGUCAUCAACCUUCGCACAACAUACGUGGACCAGAAUGACGAGGUGGUCACACAGCCGAGCCGGAUAGCCAAGCACUAUAUCAAAGGCUGGUUCUCUAUUGAUUUGUUUGCAGCGAUCCCUUUUGACCUUCUCAUAUUCAGAUCUGGCUCUGAUGAGAUGGCAACCUUAACAAGCCUGCUGAAAACAGCUCGGCUGCUGCGAUUGGUCCGUGUGGCAAGAAAACUGGACCGAUAUUCUGAAUAUGGGGCUGCUGUCCUCUUCUUACUCAUGUGCACCUUUGUACUCAUUGCCCAUUGGCUAGCCUGCAUUUGGUAUGCCAUUGGCUUUGUGGAGAGGCCAUACACAGAGACCGGUUGGCUGGACAACCUGGCUGAACAACUGGGCAAGGCAUACAACGACAGCGACUCCUCCUCUGGCCCAUCGGUCAAAGACAAGUAUGUGACUGCUCUUUACUUUACCUUGAGCAGCUUGACGAGUGUGGGCUUCGGUAAUGUUUCUCCAAACACCAACUCUGAGAAGAUCUUCUCCAUCUGCGUCAUGGUCAUUGGCUCUCUCAUGUAUGCCAGCAUAUUUGGGAAUGUGUCUGCCAUUAUCCAGCGGCUGUACUCAGGUACAACCCGCUACCACACCCAGAUGCUGCGAGUCAAAGAGUUCAUCCGAUUCCACCAAAUCCCCGGUGGCCUGCGCCAAAGGCUGGAGGAGUACUUUCAGCAUGCCUGGUCAUACACAAAUGGCAUUGACAUGAAUGCUGUGUUGAAGGGGUUUCCAGAGUCUUUGCAGGCUGACAUCUGUUUGCACUUGAACAGAUCUCUGCUACAGAACUGUAAGGCUUUCCGUGGAGGCAGUCAAGCCUGUCUGCGUGCCUUGGCUAUGAGGUUCAAGACAGUCCACGCUCCUCCAGGAGAUACUCUUAUCCACUACGGUGACAUCCUGGACUCUCUCUUCUUCAUCUCUCGUGGUUCGAUCCAGGUCAUAAGGGAUGAUGUUGUGGUAGCAAUAUUAGAAAGGAAUGACACAUUUGGUGAGACUAUCCACCUGUAUGAUGAGCCAGGGAAGUCCAAUUCUGAUGUGCACACCAUCACCUACUGUGACCUGCACCGCAUCCUGAGGGAUGACCUGCUGGAGGUCCUGGAUAUCUACCCCAGCUUUGCAGACAACUUCUGGAGGAACCUGGAGAUAACUUUUGACCUGAGAGAUGCUGAUCAAGUGCCACCAAUAAUAACAACUGAUGAUUCUGGUGACGACUGUGGAUAUCACCACAAGCCAAGACACAGAAUCCAUUCCCUGGACUGCCGAAUUAGGCCAGAUGGAAUCGAUCAUGAAGACUCGUACCCCCUUCAGUCCUUCCAUCAUCGUCACUCACCUCCCCAGGCCCACUGGGAUGACCACUGUAGCUGUGGAUCCCCAUGCUCCCAGUCCAGUGAGGAGCUGGCUAAGUCUCUUGCCCAUGGUGCCAAAGUAGAGCUUUAUCCUCCAGAGGAUGCCACGCAUGACUACUCCUCCUCUGUAGUGCAGCUGCUACCCCCAAGUGGCACGUCAGUGGGGAGGGAAGCAGUGUUGGACAGGGGCCGCCAAGCUUCAUCUUUGAAUGUGCCAGCAGUGUAUGGGUACUGGCCAGACCGACAGUCACAACAGUUUUCCAGUCGCGCAUGGCGAUCUUCUUCUGUCCGCAACUCAUACCACCCGCCACCAUUCACAGAAGAAAGGCCCAGUGAGCUGGAGUCUCGACUUGAGGUUUUACAUUCACAGCUCAACAGACUGGAGACUCGUAUGACAGCCGACAUCAACGUUAUUCUCCAGCUUCUCCAGAGGCAGAUCGCUCCUGUACCUCCCGCUUACAGCACUGUAUCAUCUAGUACCCUCCCUUCUGACUCACCUGGCCUGUAUGGGACUGGGACACCAGUGCUGCACAGCAUGUACCCCAUUUCUCCCCUACAGAUGGACAGCAGAGCACCCACACAGAACUUGACCCAGACUCACCUUAAAUUCACCAAGAAGUCCCAGGAAUCACUGUCCAGCGGUAUCCAUGUGACUGUAGCGUCAGAUGACACCAUGUUCAUGGCCGUCACCCCUGAAACUGAGACCCAUACAGGGUUAACCCCGCAGCUGCCCCAGCCAUCAGUUAAAUCCUCCCUCACGGAGAACUCCAGGCUGUGCGGCAGCCUCCGCUACCCCUCGCUGCCGGGGAACCUGGACAUCACCUCAGGACUGGCUGAGAUCCAGAAACACCUGUCAGACCCUGUGCUGCCUGUCAUCUGAGGACCUUCAGUAAAAGUUUUCGUGGCAACCAGUGUGACUUUGAAAGACAGUAGUAACACGUCCUGUGGAAGGAGCCAUAGGACUAGUCCAAGAAUCAAUUAUCAUUACACAUUUGGACAACAAGUAGUGUCUCAAAAUCAGAUAGUGGUGGCCUGCAAGGGUUUCCGUCACAAACAGUCUUGACACAGAUUUAGAUGCUCUUUCAGUGACAAUUGCAACACAAUUAUUAUACAUUCUAGAGGAAAAUUGCUAAUUUACAGUAUGUGCAUGAUGAAGCGGGCACAGGAGUUCUUCUUUACAUCAGUAAUCAUGUUUUACAUCUUCUUGUUUCAUCCCAGUUUGGUUUUGUGAGCACUAGUUCUGUUCCAUCCCUAAUCUGUCGUACUCCUGGUCCUGUUUAAAUCCUCAGUAAUUAUUUCCCUUGCUGAUCAGUGCAGAGCUCCUACCCACAGACUACAGCCUGACUGAUACUUUAUUUUUGAGUCCAUCGGCAAUAUUGUUAUUUGAAAGUAAAUUUUGGGUAAUGCGUUUAUUUACUUUCGUGCCAAAAGUUAGAUGAAAAGAUCAAUACCCUUCCCAGCACUGUCCAAUAAAUAUGAAGCUACAGCAACCAGGGAAACAGCUUUCUAAAUUACCACAAACAUAUCUCUGGUAUUUCUGUACUACAAUACCUGGUUAAUUACUUGCCAACAUACAGUUUGUGCCACUUCACUGGACCUCCCUCACCUGUAUCAAUCUGGCUCCAAUUUCUGAAAAUGAGUCCAUGAACAAUUUCAUUUCAAGUUCAGCAAACAAUUACACAUCAUAGCCACACACUGAAACUGUUGCAGCAAAUGGGACUCCUGUUCACUCCCAGGGCUUGUGUCUUCCGUCCAAUCCCGAUUCCAACAUCCCAACAGGACUGGCAACAUUCACGAAUCUAUGUCAAUUUCUUGACUGUUUGACCAACUAUUCUCUCUAUACUAUACAGAUCUUGGAGGAUAUAUUCAGACAGUGUUUUACAGCAACUGGAAGAAUACAGUUUUUCAAACUCAUCAUCAUUUCUAACUAAACCUCUAGUAUAAAUUCUUAUCAGUGUUAAUGAGUCACCUCACUAUGAAAUAACGUAAACUGUUGUCUUAAUAUAAAAUUUCUGUACAG